GAUACAGAACUUUGAUAAAUAUAAUGAUGCAACAGAAAAUCCACUCUUCAAUUUGGAAAUACAAAAUAAAAAAUUAACUGGGUGGAUAUUGUGAGACAAAGCACUUAUAAAUAUAUCUUCAAAAUUAGCUUUUUAAAUAAAAUUUGUAAAAGUAACUCGGUAGAAGUUGUGAGACCAAACUUUGAAAAAAUAUAUAUAUGAUGCCUCAAAAAUGAUCUUUUCAAAUUUUGAAAAAACUUAAAUUCCUAAUGAAAGUUAAAAACGAAAGUGGGGGGAAAAGUAGGGCACAUCUGGUUUUACUCACAAAGCUUUCUGUGCUGACAUACGCACAGUCAUAAGGAGGAGAUUAAAAGGUUUUGGAUAAAUACCAGGUUACUGUGUUUGUGCAAUAAAGUUUCUUAAAAUGCAAUUCAUGGGGACCAAUGCAUAGAUGGGUCUUUCUCUAAAAAUAAACAGUGCCUGUCUAGGCUCUGUUUCCUGACUGAAAAUCUGACGUCAUGUUGAAGCAAAGCAGAGGGGAUGUGCAACUCCAGCCAACUUUCAGAAGGAUCAAGUCUGAGACAAGAGCCGCCCCCUCAGCUCCCCCUAUCCUUUCUCACAGUCAACAGGAAAGACAGGGCCAGAACUCUGAGAGAGCAGGGAGAGAAGACACGAAGAGAAGAACAGUACAGAAGAUCACACUAGAUGUCCAACAAUCUUCCCCUGUAGGACAAAAUGGACAAGCAAAAACUGAGGGCUGAAAUCAGUCCUCGAGUGUCUAAGAACUCUGCACAGCGCCUAAGCAGGGAUCUCACCUGCUCCAUCUGCCUGGAUCUGUUCAAGCACCCGGUUUCCUUACCCUGCGACCACACUUUCUGCGAGGCCUGCAUUACGAGUUAUUGGAGUGGCCCUCGUGGAAAAGUCCAGGGUGGAUCUGGUUCCUGUCCUCAGUGCCGGAAAGUCUUUCCAGGCCAGAGCUACAGACCCAACCGCAUUGUAGCCAACAUCGUGGAGAGCUACUGCCAGGGGAUCGAGGAGAGUGGGGGUCGGCUGACCGGAUUGCCAGCAAACACUGUUCCUCCGACCCCAGUUUGCAGCCGACACAGAGAAGAGCUGAAGCUGUAUUGUGAGGAAGACCAAGAGCUGGUGUGUCUGGUGUGUGGGAUCUCUCAGGAUCACCGGGCUCACACGCUGGUGUGCGUGCAAGAUGCGCAGCAGAGAUAUCGGGCUUCCCUAACCACUUCAGCAAAUGCUCUUGAAAAGGAGCUCAACACUGCUCUAGAGUGUGAGAGAGAGACUGAAGAGGAGGUGAAGAAACUGAAGGACCACACUGCAGAUCUGAAACAGAGAAUCGAGGCACAGUUCAGUGAGCUACACCAGUUCCUGUACCAGGAAGAGAAACUCCUGCAGGUCAAGCUGAAGACGGAGGAACGGCGAGAGCUGAUAAGGCUUGAUGAGCACAAGGCCCUGCUCAGUGUGGAGAUAUCACGCCUGCGCAGAGCUAUGAAUGACAUUGAGGACAAACUCAGUGAACAGGAUCCGUACACUCUACUCAGGAGUAUAAAGGGCCUGCUUCAAAGCAGGCAGCCACCGAAGUUUGAGAAGCCGGCGCUGACGCCACCCAGACUGUGUGAGGGCCGCUUUGCUGGGCCCCUGCAGUACAGAGUGUGGAAGUCACUGAAGGGAAGCAUCUAUCCAGUUCCCUCAGCCAUCACAUUUAACUCCAAAACAGCCAACCCCUGGCUCAGUCUUACAUCUUCACUUACCUGUGUGCGCUACCAGACCUUUAACAACGCGGUGCAGGACAAUCCACAGCGAUUCAAUGCCGCGCUGUCUCUCCUGGGCAGUCAAGGGUUCACUAAAGGCCGCCACUACUGGGAGGUGGAGGUGUACAGCAGCACCGUGUGGACCGUGGGAGUUGCUCGUGAAUCCGUCAGCAGAAAAGGCGUCAUCAAUACCAUGCCUGCCAAUGGCUUCUGGACGCUCUCACUAUCGUAUGGAGUUCAGUAUAUGGCCGGGACAUCUCCACCAACAUUGCUGUCUUUGGAAGAGCCACUAGCGAGGAUCGGCGUGUAUCUGGACUAUAAAAGAGGCCUGGUGUCCUUCUACAAUGCCGAGAACAUGACGCACCUGUACACCUUCAAGGACACCUUCACCGAGACCCUCUACCCUUAUUUUAACCUGGGCUUCCUGGAUAAAGUGCAUGAAAAUGAGCCUCUUAAAGUAUUCCUACCUAAAAUCUGAUUUUAUUUUCAUGUUUUCUUUAAUAAUAUUCAUUUUUCUUUUUUAUAUAAACACUAGGCUGGACCUGGAUAAUUUAAGUUAAUACAGUUUUUUUUUUGAGACUUGCCAUUCCAAAAAAAAAAAAAACAUUUAAAAAAAUGACACACUAAAUUGCAUAUGGCUAUACAGUCUUAACAUUACAGAGGGUUAGUGGAGGCACAAAGGAA
Carassius carassius (crucian carp) is the source of this 2429-nucleotide messenger RNA. Its product is annotated as zinc-binding protein A33-like. The transcript is spliced from 6 exons. Gene Ontology annotation, molecular function: protein binding; zinc ion binding. Bases 715 to 2223 code for a protein of 502 amino acids. The record is from RefSeq and is a predicted model, not a curated record. NCBI's taxonomy places the organism in Eukaryota, Metazoa, Chordata, Actinopteri, Cypriniformes, Cyprinidae.